AGGAAUAUGAGCACGAUAAAGACCAAGUGCUUCAUAUUCCUGGCUGUCCUGAGUCUCACCUGGACUCUGUCAGAAGGAGGUGCUGUGGUGAGCUGUGUCUUAAAUGAGAGCUGCAUUUUACCAUGUGAGAUCCAGGCUGGCUCAGAUCCUCUCAUCCACUGGAUUCAUGUGUCAACCAGGGAAACUUUUGUCCAUUCCUUCUACAACAAUCAAACCCAGUUGAAACACCAGUUCCAUUGGUUCAGAGGCAGAACGUCUCUGUUCACAGAUCAGAUCCCCAGAAGAAACGCCUCCCUGCUGCUCACAGCGGUGAAGAUUCAAGAUGAAGGACGAUACAUGUGCCGCACCAGUACCUCUGAAGGCAACAAAAAAGCAUUUGUUGACCUAAAAAUAGAAGCUCCAGUUUCUGACAUCAGGAUCCAUCAGGAUGGAAACAGGAUCACCUGCAGCUCAGAGGGGAUCUACCCUCAACCUGAACUCACCUGGUCCACUGAGCCUCCAUCCAACACGGCUCUGCAGAACAGAACCACAGUCCAUCAGACUGAGGAGAAGCUUUACAACAUCACCAGCUGUCUGAUGGACCAUGACCCUAACUUGACCUACUACUGCACUGUCAAAACUCAGACGAACCAAAAGACAGGUUUGGUUAAACCUGAAAUGUCAAAUAAUGUUCAGAAGUUCUUUAGAAAGGGGAUUGGGUUUCCACUUGCAGCAGUAAUCCUGGUGGUUGUGACAAUCGCUAUAAUUUUAACGAUAAAAGGCUGCACAGCAAACAACACAGAGACACCAAACAAUCCUGAAAAUCAUGAGAACUCAGUGAAAACUGUGGACUGCCUGGAUGAAUUAGACUCUGCUGUUAUUGAAGAAAUUAAUCAAGAUACUGUGAACUCCACUGCUGGUCUUUUAGCCGCUGGUCUCUCCUAAAGUCCUACAAACCAGACAAAGUUUCCACGACCACAACAACAAUGUCCUCAAGGCAGUUACUAUCUUAAGGUUUUAAGAUGUUAAAAUACUUUCCAUUAAAUUGAUAAUAAUUAUAUUGAAAUAUCCUAAAAGAUAUAGAACAUUUACACAUCAGUUGUAAUGAAUUUUGAAAGUGUCAUAGUAGCAGAAAUGACUGUACACACGUAUUUUUCAGAGUUUUUUUUUUAUUUUAAGGAAAUAAAAUGAACAGACUGG
Poecilia reticulata (guppy) is the source of this 1179-nucleotide messenger RNA. RefSeq names its product V-set domain-containing T-cell activation inhibitor 1-like. The record is from RefSeq and is a predicted model, not a curated record. NCBI's taxonomy places the organism in Eukaryota, Metazoa, Chordata, Actinopteri, Cyprinodontiformes, Poeciliidae. Gene Ontology annotation, biological process: negative regulation of T cell proliferation; cellular response to lipopolysaccharide; positive regulation of T cell proliferation. Gene Ontology annotation, cellular component: external side of plasma membrane.